Myzus persicae (green peach aphid) is the source of this 1880-nucleotide messenger RNA. It is a transcript of the gene Pex13, whose product is annotated as peroxisomal membrane protein PEX13. The record is from RefSeq and is a predicted model, not a curated record. Gene Ontology annotation, biological process: protein import into peroxisome matrix, docking. The coding region runs from base 248 to 1468 and encodes 406 amino acids. Gene Ontology annotation, molecular function: protein binding. The transcript is spliced from 5 exons. Lineage: Eukaryota; Metazoa; Arthropoda; Insecta; Hemiptera; Aphididae. Gene Ontology annotation, cellular component: peroxisome; peroxisomal importomer complex; peroxisomal membrane.
AUUAUUAUAGAAUAUAGUUAUGAGUUAUGACUUUAUAGUAUUUAUAUUUUUACGCCAACUUACUAUAUUGGUCUAACUCCCAUUAGAACGUUUAUUUUAAACCCAUUUUAUUCUCAUAGAAACUGCUUUCCAUUUAGUAGUCGACUGGAUUAUAUGCUUGUAUUAUUUUCUUAGUAGUCUCGUUGAAAUUAAUCGCUUCCGCGUGUUCUUUGGAUUGUUAUACUGCUGAGAAAAUUAUCUGAUAAUCAUGAACGACCAUGAAUUUGAACUCAACAAUAUUAUACAAAGGUCUACUCAAUUGUUACAAAAUAUCCAGACAGGUGCUGCAGUACCGGCUAGAGUUGCUCCACCGAUGACCACAACCUCAACUCAUCCUCCAAUAACAAGUCCUAAUCAUCCUCUCAACUCGGGUGUGCCGAGAGUCCAUAGAAGAGCUACAAACAGCAUCCCAACACAGUAUUCUAUUCCUAGUAUUCCUGGUAUUCCUAGUAAUGCUUACAAUGGACAGUUCAAUAAUUAUGGAUAUAGAGGUAUGACAAACAUGAAUAUUGGUGGAUUCAACCCUUACAAUACAUUUGGACAACUACCAAACACUCCAUUCACAAAUCCGUACGUAAAUGCAGCAUCUGAAAAUUCUCGUCCUGCUUUUGAUUCAAUACAGUCUGUUGUUCAAUCAUUUAACUCGAUCAGUAUGAUGUUAGAGUCUACAUUUACCGCAAUGCAUAUGUCUUUUCAAGCAAUAUUAAGUGUAGCUGAGAAUUUUAGUCGUCUAAGAAUGUUUAUGAUGAAAUUGUAUUCAACUAUUGUAUCAUUCAAAUUAGCUCGUUGGUUUUUAACUAAACUUUUUUAUCUAUUAAAAAUGGUAAGAGGAGGUAGUGGAUCGAGUACCGAAGAAGACUUGUGGGCAACUUUAUCAUCUGCAGAUAACCAUAGAGAAAUAAUAACCUCUGAUGGACGAUCUUGGCCAUUAGUAGUUUUUACUGGACUUCUAGUCAGUACACCGUAUCUUGUAUACAAAUUACUCAAUUCAGUAACACCAGUAGCGGCUGUAGCUGGCCCUACUGUCAAUAACAGUCUACCUUCAAACAUGAUUAUUGCCACUGCGCAUUAUGACUGGAGCAGUACAGAUCCAAAAACUAUUCCUUUGGUGAAAGGAAAGUCUUAUUUGACAUCUCAAGAAUAUAUAGCAUUAGCCAGAGAAACUGGAUGGCUACGUGUCGAUAGCUGUGAUGGGAAACAAGGAUAUGUACCCUUUAGUUGUUUUAAGGCACGCAAAACUGAUAUUCACUCAAUAGAGUCUCAGAGACAAUAUAAACCCAAUGUGAGUACCAAUAAUGCACCAUCAAACUCAAUUCCUCAACAAGUGCAACCAAAAUCAUCAACUCCGGUCACUGAUGUACAUGGUAACCCAAUAUCUCUACCUCAUCCAUUGGUUGAUUGUGAUAAAUCCAACAUUGGUAGGCAGUGAUUGUAAAAUAAUAUUUUUAUUAUUAGUUAUAUAUUAAUUGUUAUGUGUUCUCUUACAUGUAAUCAAAAAAUUUGUAUAAAAAACAAAAUAAUAAUCAAAUAUUAGGAAUUUGCAGACUAUGAAUGUAGACAAAAAAAUUAUACAAACAGUAUUUAUUUUGUUUUAAGAUUUUACUAUCAUUAUCAUGUCUGAAACAUAUAAAACUCAACAAUAUUUUAAAUUUGUUACCAUCAUAUUUGGCAAGGUUUCAAAUUAUACUUAUAAAUAUUUUUUUAUUUUACAUUCAUUCUAUAGUUAUUGUGUAUGGAGAUAGAUCAAUUGUAUUAACUAAUAAGACUUGUUUUAACUUUAAAACUUAAAUAUUGUAAUUUUUUUAGGGAUAAAAAAAUGUUUGUUGGUAAAUUUUAUUCUU